Messenger RNA from Psilocybe cubensis, 1056 nucleotides. RefSeq lists its product as uncharacterized. The record is from RefSeq and is a predicted model, not a curated record. The transcript is spliced from 6 exons. Lineage: Eukaryota; Fungi; Basidiomycota; Agaricomycetes; Agaricales; Agrocybaceae. The coding region runs from base 1 to 1056 and encodes 351 amino acids.
AUGGCUGGAUUAUUCUUCGAUAACACCGAGAGACAAACCCGUCUCAAAGAUCUCUUUGGAAGCUUCAACGACAUCCGUCAGGAGAUUUCGGAUACCAUCGCGUCAGUGGUUGAUGAAAGUGCUGAGCUGAAGAAGGCUCUUGAGACCCUCCAAGGCCAAGGAAAAGUCGCGUCCAUGCAAGAACUCGAAGCAAAGGCGAAGGCCCAGAUGACGGAAAAGGAGUAUGAAGAAUACAAAGAGCUAAUCAAUAGCGUGGAGAAGACGGACCAUGACCUAUGGGUCGCCUGGUCAGUGAUGAUGUGGGUCGACGCUGGCUACGCUACAGUCAUGUUGCCCAUUGAGAUUACAUCCAGAAUUGGGGCCUUCAUGGUAGGACGAGCUUUGAAUCAAGCCGUCAACGCUGCCCAAGUGGGGCUAAAUAUCCCGGCUGCUGCUCAGAACCUCGCCGCCAAUGGAGCGCGAGCUAUGCGACCCCGUGCUGGAGCAUUUCAUAUUCCAGCUGGAGCCCCUCAGCUUGCGAGACUUCAACGACUAGAAAACUUCCAGAAACUUAUGAGCAAGAUUUCCAGGAUCGGGAGAAUCGUUGGUUUGGUUCUACUAGCCGCUACCUUGGUUCUGGUUGCAGUCGACUUGAUCAUCCAGGACAACCAAAGAACCGAUCUCAUGAAAGCUAUCAAAGACUUGUACGGUGCCCGCCAUAUUAUCAAACAGCUUGCUAUGGCACUCAAGUCCGAAGCAAAGCAUGUUACUGACGCACGGAUUUUGCUCAACGAAAGGGCGACAAAAGAGAGCACACUCUCAGCUCUGGUCGCCAGCAAGGAUAUAACCGUCGAGAAGAAGAACGAGAUCAUGGCGAAAUACGACGCGGAGAAGAAAGCUGAAGUCGAGGCGAAGUCACCCAACGGCGGUAUUCCUCUACCUUCUGACAAGGACGUCUAUGAUGUACUGAAGGCGAGAGACGACCUGCAUAAAUCAUGGCAAAACAACGACCCAGAUUACCAAGGUCUCCUAGAUUGGUUGAAAGAAGAAGCCGAAAAGCCGGACGAAAAGCAUUAA